Molecule: messenger RNA, 720 nt
Organism: Rotaria sordida
Lineage: Eukaryota; Metazoa; Rotifera; Eurotatoria; Philodinida; Philodinidae
Source: the annotation of a GenBank genome assembly
AUGUCUACAAAUUUAACUGCUCUUAUUACUGGUUAUACGGGAGAAAGUGGAAAAGCAUUAUUAAAAGAAUUAAUACAAAAUAAUCAAUUUAAAAAAAUUAUUUUGGUUGGUCGUCGUCAUGUUGAAUACACAGAUAAUGAAUAUAAAGAAAAAACGGAACAACGUCUAAUCGAUUUUGCUAAAAUUGAUGAUUAUCCAGAAGCAUUUCAUGGUGCCGAUAUACAUUAUUGUUGUUUAGGUACAACAAGAGGCAAAUCUGGAGCAGAAGGUUUUCGACAAGUCGAUUUUGAUUAUAUAGUUGGAGCAGCUCGACUUGCUAAGCAAGAAGGUUGUAAACAUUUUCAUCUUGUAUCAAGUCAAGGUGCUGAUCCACAAUCAUUAUUUCUUUAUCCUAAAGUGAAAGGUCAAACAGAAACAGCUUUGACUCAAAUGUCAUUUGAACGUUUAUCAAUUUAUCGACCAGCAAUGUUAAUGGUAGAUCGAACUGAAAAUCGUCCAUUGGAAAAUUUUGCACAAACAAUUAUUCGUAACACUGUACAACGGAUAGCACCUGAAUGGAUUACAACACCUGUUGAAGUUCUUGCACGAGCAAUGUGUUUCAAUACAUUUACUAAAGAUCGACCAAGUACUGAAAUUCUUGAUAAUCAUGCUAUCUUUCGCCUUUCGGAACAACAACCAAUUCAAACCAAAGAACAAUCGCAAGCUACAAAUAACUCUUAA